UCUCGUGCAACAGUCCUUCCAAAUGACCCUUCAACGCCUAAAUAUCUUGGCACGGAGAGCAGAAAUCUCCAACGACAUUUUAUGGACCCCAUUUCAACUUUGCAACAGACUGCACUUUCACAUAUAAUGGAGCCUCAUUCAACUCUUAUGCCUGUCGCUAUCAUGCAGACCGGUGAAAGGCCACAGCAGGCUCAUACCAGACACUCUUCUUGGACAUCUAUCCAUAGGCCGGUGUCACAACCCCCCAUUGGUUCCUCAGCCUCCAUGCCUUCCACACCACAGCAGACGUGGGCACCGACGGGAUCCAUACAUGUGCAACAUCCUCAAGCCGCUUCGGCCCCAUCAGCUUUUGACCCUCAUCUUCUCGGCUUUGGUGCAGAUCAGACGGUCAUAGCGUCUCAAGUCACAUCAGGCCGCUCUGCGGAUUACCAGCCCGUGCAGUCACAGCCGCCACAUCUUUUCGGAAGCGAACUUCCGCCUGUGCAUGCUACGGCUGAUCCAUCUUUUUCCCAUUCAUGGCCAUCUGAACAAGGUCAAGUUCAUCCUUCUGAGUCGCCUCAGGAUCCAUCCAAUCAACAAGCAUAUCAUCUAUGGUCUCUCCUCAAAAGCGAUUACCGAGGUCCUGGGGGGAUGGUGCAGCCAUCAAAUGUAGCUGCUGUGCAAAGCGAACAACCUGCAGAAAAUGUGAUUAGAAGGUUCAACCCCCGGGCGUCCCUGUCUGCUGUUGGCCCGAUGCAUCCUCAAUCUGCACCGAGCAGACCGCCCAGAAAUCGAAAACGCGAACCAAGAGCGCAUAGUGCCUUCAGAAAAUCUGUAAUCUCUUCACUGCCCCCGGUAACGCCCGCACGUCCCCUGCCACCUCGAGGUUCACAAGUUCCAGCGAGAUCUUCGCGAUCAGGACGCAAUAUUCCUGCCUCUCAGCCGUACGCGCAGUUUCCUCACUUCUCUCCGUCUUUGCAACCUUCACAACCGACAUAUGGUUUUUUUUGCCAAUCUCUGCCACUUGAAAAACAAACAGGCCCAGCAGUCGCGCAACAACCAGCAGAUCGGCAGUCGGCCAGCUGUCGCGGGGGGAAAGAAGAACUUCGAAGUUCGGGGACAGAGUACAAUGGGGAGCCCACAAAAAAGCCGUCGCAGAGAGACGGGAUCGAACGUACCACUUGCAUUGACAGCUCUUGGCCGAAUGAUCGAAAAUCGUCUGAGCAUGAGGGAAGAAUACAAGAGCUCUGGCAAACUGCAAAUCCUGUUAUACCUUCCUCAACCCUCCCGCUUGGCCAGGAAGGGCUGCCGACUGUGACAGGCUAUAACGAAACAAACCACCUUACUGAAAAGCAGACCGUUUCGGCUGAAAAGAUGGAGGAGAUUUAUCAGUCUUUUGAAGCUGGGCAGAGAAGACAUACUCAGCAAGAUCCAAUGCAAGGGCAUAUAUCUUCCGACACCCCGUCACAAAUGAGUUCAUCGUCCCAGACUCCAGCCGCCGCAGUCGCAGGCUGCGAAAGUGUUAUGCCUGACGACUCGAGCUCUCAUCCUAUCUCUUCAAUGCCGGUAGCCUCGACGGUACAGUCAUUUUUGCCUGACCCACCUGUGGGCGAUCCUCAACCAUCUCGACCUGUUGUACCUCCAAGCACUGUCGGAGAUGUGCAACCAGUCUUUGAUCAACAGAUCCGGAUGAAUCCUUCUGAUCAAAAGAUAACAACGUCAUCAGGGCCAGAUUUGAGCGAUGGUGUCGGAUCUGGAGAUUAUACAGUCCCAUACACGGGCGCAUCUCAAUUGGAAGCGUAUCCCGCCCCUGAUCCAGCAACGUGGGUCAACCAGUUUUUGGGACACACAAAUACGGCCCCUGUCUCUUUAUCGUCUUACCAUGGUCAGCAGACGAGUUUGGGCUACGAUAGCCAGCAAUUAUACGUACAACAGCCUCAUAUUGGUACAUCCGCAGAACCAGGCUUGGCAAUGCAACCUCCGGCCAUGUAUGGUGGGAUGAUUGCUGAGGAUAAUAUGUCGGCGAAUAAGGGCGGUGAGGGGAAAUGGGGAUCUAUAGACGAGAAAGGGACUAGCCAGUCAACAGAAUAUCCUUCCCAAAUUAACCCCAUAAUUAGUGAUAACCCGUUUACAGUCAAUCCCAUCGACCUGCGAUUGGGAUCAGGCGGACAAGGGUGUCACCUCGAGUCCCAAGAUGUCGUCGCCAAGGGAUGGAACUUCUCUCAACCCAUGAACUUUUCAAUGUACCCGCCCUCUUGAUAAAGGUAAAACUGUGGCAUCGUUGUCCUUUGACAGUAAAGACAUAGAAUUGAAAGAGGAGGUAAUUGUCGAGACAUAGAAUUGAUUUAAAAGCGGAGUUAUUUACUUCUGAAUAUAGAGAAUGGCGUUCCGCUGGCAUUCAUCUGUGGCCGGAGUUU
Messenger RNA from Cryptococcus deneoformans JEC21, 2396 nucleotides. RefSeq lists its product as hypothetical. The transcript is spliced from 2 exons. Bases 82 to 2238 code for a protein of 718 amino acids. The record is from RefSeq and is a predicted model, not a curated record. NCBI's taxonomy places the organism in Eukaryota, Fungi, Basidiomycota, Tremellomycetes, Tremellales, Cryptococcaceae.